This is a messenger RNA of Sporisorium graminicola, 2265 nucleotides long. RefSeq lists its product as uncharacterized. Lineage: Eukaryota; Fungi; Basidiomycota; Ustilaginomycetes; Ustilaginales; Ustilaginaceae. The coding region runs from base 1 to 2265 and encodes 754 amino acids. The record is from RefSeq and is a predicted model, not a curated record. Gene Ontology annotation, biological process: endonucleolytic cleavage in ITS1 to separate SSU-rRNA from 5.8S rRNA and LSU-rRNA from tricistronic rRNA transcript (SSU-rRNA, 5.8S rRNA, LSU-rRNA). The transcript has a single exon. Gene Ontology annotation, cellular component: nucleolus; 90S preribosome.
AUGGAUAUCUUUGGCGAGUCAGACGACACGAAGAGCGCCAAGCUCGACAUCCGCACUCGACCAGAAGAGUCGCUCAACCACUUCACCAUCAACAAAGACUUUGCCGAACGCUACCUGCAUAACAAGCAACGCGCCGAAAUCCAUCAGCUCGAAGCAAAGUAUGGCAAAGAUGCGCUCGCCUCCGACGAUGACGGUGACUCGGAGACUGAUUCCGAGAGCGACGUCACCGAGGACGAAGACGGAGAUCAAAUCAACGCCAACGUAGAUGCUGCCAUCUUCCGAACUCUUCAGCGCAUCCGUAAUAAGGACGCAGAAUUGUACGACUCCAAGACCGACAUCUUUGCACAGGAGGCUGAAGCGGCGCAACGCGCUGCCCAGCUCUCGGGGGCAUCUUCUUCCUCCGCUCCGAAGAAGUCGGGCACCACCAAGAAGGACAAGAAGCUCACUCUGCAGGACUACCAAAGGCAAAGAGUGCAGGAGCUCAUCCAGACGUCAGAGAACCCGGCAGAGGAGUUGGCGGAUGCAACCACGAGCGAUCGUGUCAAGGGCAUCUUCACCAACGACGACGAUGACGGUGAGAGGAGGCCGUUUGCUCAGGAGCAGGAGGAUCUGCGCAAGGAGGUGUCCCAGGCCUUCCAUGCUGGCAUCGGCGAUGAAGACGACCUCUUUGUCAAGCGCUCCGAGGCACAGAACAGCAACGGCUCUUCGUCAUACCGAGCUGCAGUGCUUGCAUCGCUCGGACCCAACGCCGACGAGGAUACCAUCCGCCAAGCCAUCCGUCGCAAUCAGCCAGACCAAGCGACAGCCUCCACCUCUGUCCUCGCCAACGACAGCGAGGCCGAUCAGAAGAAGAACGAGGAUUUCCUGCUCAACUACAUUCUCAACCGCGGCUGGAUCGACAAGUCGGCCGACGAAGUACGACCAGUCAAGCCCCGCCUCACCAAAGCCUUGCUUAAGAGCAAAGACGCCGCCGAGAACGGCGAGACCGCUGAGGGGUCGCAGAACGGCGACAGCGCUGCUGCUGCAGGAGCUCAUGCAUACGGCCGUGAUUGGGAAGCGGAGGCAGCCGAGCUCGAGUCCGAAGCAUCCUUCGACUCGAUGGCAGACGCUUUCGAAACCGCGUACAACUUCCGCUUCGAGCAAGGUCCCGAAUCGCUCACCAUCCCCACUUACUCGCGCACGCCCAAGGACUCCGCUCGUCGCGAAGACAACACGCGUAAGCGCAAGCGAGAAGAACGCGCCGCACGCAAGGACGAAGAAAAGCGCCUCAAGAUGCAGGAGCUGUCGCGCUUGAAGAACCUCAAGAGGCAAGAGAUCGUCGACAAGCUCAAGAAGCUCCGAGAGGUGACCGGUUCCAGUGCGGUCGAUUUGGAUGGCUUGGAUUUGGAGGGUGACUUCGACCCGGAUGCACAUGACAAGGCGAUGCAGAAGGCGUUUGGCGACCAGUACUACCAGGACGAUGACGACGAGAAGCCAAGUUGGGACGACGAUAUCGACAUUAACGACAUCAUCGCCGAGCACGAGGCGACCACGGCUUCGUCGAGCAAGAAGGGCAACAAGAAGGCGAAACAGAGUCACAGCGGGGAUGACGACCGAAUCGAGAUGGAUGCAGAUUUCCUCGAUGACGAUGACGAUGCCGGACAUGGUGGCGAGGCGGGUGGGUCCAAGGAAGCCGCUCUGCGUGCGCGUCUGGCGGAUAAGAAGCUGAGCAAGAAGGAACGCAAGAAGCUCAAGAAGAAGCUCAAAGCCGCGCUCUCCAAGUCAUCCUCGUCCAACGCUGCGGACAACGGCGAUGCUUCCGACUCUGACGCCGCAGACAAUGACGACGACAAUGACGGUGUCGAUGUCUCGGCUAUGGACGCCAACGUUGUUGCGCCAACAGACAAGAAAGCCAUGGCGAAAGAAAUGAUCGACUCGUACUACAACCUGGACUAUGAAGAUAUGAUCGGCGACCUCCCCACGCGCUUCAAGUACACCCAGGUUGCCCCCGCAGACUACGGCAUGUCCGCCGUCGACAUCCUCCUCGCUGACGACGAGCAGCUCAACAACGUGGUUGGAUUGAAGAACCUGCAGCCAUACCGAAGGGGCAAGAACAGGCCCGUGGACCUGGGCAAGCGUCUGGGUCAAUUCAGGAAGGACGUCUACGGCAACACGUCCAAGACCCACGACGGCCAGGAGAAGCCUGCGAAGAAGAGAAUGGGUAAGAAGGAGAGGAAUCGCCUCAAGGCGGCUGAGGGAGGGGCGGAUGUACAGAAGGUGGGCUGA